Molecule: messenger RNA, 2579 nt
Organism: Xiphias gladius (swordfish)
Lineage: Eukaryota; Metazoa; Chordata; Actinopteri; Istiophoriformes; Xiphiidae
Gene: psap
Product: prosaposin
Exons: 15
Coding region: 101-1714 (537 amino acids)
Biological process (GO): sphingolipid metabolic process
Cellular component (GO): lysosome
Source: RefSeq, a predicted model, not a curated record
ACAAGCCCCGUCUCCUGCAUUGCAGUACCCUCCACUCUCUGAUCUGCUUCACCCGCCAGAGGAACAGAAACAGACAGACGAGCCGCAAAACAGCGCAGUCAUGUUGCUUUUAACUCUGCUUUUCGUGUCUUCAGCUGUAGCAACCCCUCUGCUGGGCACUGAGCAGUGUGCUCGUGGCCCCCCCUACUGGUGUCAGAAUGUAAAGAUGGCGUCUCUGUGCGGAGCUGUGACUCACUGCCAGCAGAAUGUGUGGAACAAGCCCCAAAUGAAAACAGUGCCAUGUGACUUGUGUAAAGAGGUGUUGUUGGUGGUGGAGCAAAUACUGAAGGACAAUGCCACUGAGGGUGAGGUUCUUGGGUACCUGGAGAAAGCCUGCCAGCUCAUCCCCGAUCAAAGUUUGACUGCAGAGUGCAAGGAGAUGGUGGAUAGCUACUACCCCAUCAUCAUGGGAAUCAUUACUGGAGAACUGGAGGAUCCCAGUGUGGUAUGUGGUGCCAUCGGGCUGUGUAAGUCUCAGCAGGCAGCCCUGGCUAAGGCUCAGGCCCAGGAGCAGCUGAUGUCCAAUGAAAUCCCCCAGGUUGACCUUUCCCAGCGAGUAGCUCCCUUCCUCCUCAAUGUGCCUGAGCUCCUCUAUCCUCAGGAGAGUCCCAAGCAGGAGGCCCCCAAACAGGAGACUCCAAAGCAGGAAAGUGAUGACGUGUGCCAGGACUGCAUCAAGUUCCUGACUGAUGCUCAAGCCGAAGCCAAGGCCAACUCCUCAUUUAUUGACUCUCUCAUUGAGAAUAUUGAGAACCAGUGUGACCUGCUGGGGCCAGGCUUGUCCACAAUGUGCAAGCAAUAUGUCAGCCAGUAUGGUAGCCUUGUUGUCGAGCAACUUAUGUCCAUGGAACAGCAACCCAAGGAUAUCUGUGUCCAUGCUGGCUUCUGUACUGCUGCUCUGAAGAACUCCAUUCCUAUGCUGAAGCUGCAGGCUGCCAAGAUUGUGCCCACUGCCAAGGCUGUACCUGCUCUCAAGCUUUUCCCUGCCACCAAGGUUGAGUCUGCUAAGCCCAUGGUGCGUGUCCGUGAUUCCUCAGCAUGUGCCAUCUGUGAGUUUGUGAUGAAGCAGCUGGAGAGUAUGUUGGAGGAUCAGAAAACAGAGGAGGAGGUGAUUCAAGCUGUGGAGAAGGUGUGCACAUUUCUGCCCUCCACUCUGACUGCCCAGUGUAAGGACCUGAUUGAGACUUACGGCCAGGCCAUCAUCGAGCUGCUGGUGCAGCAGGCUGACCCUAAGACUGUCUGCAAAGUGUUGGCACUCUGCAACGAUGCCAGUCGCGCAUAUGUCCAAGCACUCGACCAGACGCGCUUCAAGGCUGGAGGCUACUGCGAUUUGUGCAAGGUGAUCGUCUCCUACAUCGAUGCGAUUCUGGAGCGUAACGCUACUGAGGCACAGAUUGAGGAGGCUGUGAGGAGGUUAUGCAGCUUCCUGCCCGACUCUUACCAGACUGAUUGUGACCAGAUGAUUGAACAGUAUGAGCCAAUGCUUGUCCAGCUGCUGCUCCAGAUGCUCGACCCAGACUUCGUGUGUAUGAAACUGGAAGCCUGCCCUGAAGCUGUGCAAAGGCUGCUGGGAUCAGAGCAGUGCAGCUGGGGACCUGCAUUCUGGUGCAAAAACAUGGAGACAGCAACUCGGUGCAAUGCUGUGGCUCACUGCAAACGCCAUGUGUGGGUAUAGAGGAAGUGAAGACCAGCACAAACUGACCUGUAGGGAAUUAAAAGAAAAAAUACUGUAGUGCUGCUUCCCACUUUCAAUUUGUGUCCUGUUUUCCUUUUUUUUUUUCUUAAAAGACUGCAAUUUAUGUUUAAAUUAACUUUGGUAUUUUGAAUGAUGUCAUGGUGGAAAGGGACUGGACAGGGUUUGUUUUGUUUUUUUUUCUUCUCUCCUCCUGGGGUGGGGGGGCAGGAAAGGAGUGAUUACGUGUAUAUUGGCCUACAGCUCAGCCUGUCGUUGCUUCACUGAGCAGAAGUCACAAAGCUGCACGAUUGGGCUUUGCAUCAUUUGGUUUGUAUUUCCCUAUAUUGCUUGGUUUUGUGUGUGUGUGUGUGUGUGUGUGUGUGUGUGUGUGUGUGUGUGUGUGUGUGUGUGUGUGAGUGAGAGAACACAAAUUCAAGUUUCACAUUUUAUAUAAUGUUGACUCAGCAGCAGGUGGCUUCUGUCCUGAUGGGUCUUCAGCCCCCCCCCCACUCAGCUGUAUUCGAUUCUUUCUCCCUGGAGGAAGUAAUUGCAAAUAAGAGAAAGCUCUGUGUGUUAAGAAUGACUGACUGGCAUUAGUUUUAGUAGUCUGUCUGAUCCUUUAAACAAAUUUCUAUUUCGGAGACUGAUUGUUUUAGUGUUUUUUAGUUUUAACAAGCUAAUAUUGGAGGUAAUUAGUCUGAGAGUGUACCUCCGACUCACCUCCAAUUGUUUGCAAUCUUCCUACAGUUUGUAAAUCACUGUUUCUAACAAGUAUCUCAAAUUCAGUUGUCUGCUUCAAAUCCUGAGCCAACUGUCAGUUGAUCUGUAAAUUUUUAACAAUUAAAAAUGAUCCCAAUCCACUGUU